Messenger RNA from Choloepus didactylus (southern two-toed sloth), 2522 nucleotides. It is a transcript of the gene MAB21L3, whose product is annotated as mab-21 like 3. NCBI's taxonomy places the organism in Eukaryota, Metazoa, Chordata, Mammalia, Pilosa, Megalonychidae. The record is from RefSeq and is a predicted model, not a curated record. The transcript is spliced from 7 exons. The coding region runs from base 342 to 1478 and encodes 378 amino acids.
CUGGGAUUAGAGAGUGGGUGGAACCCAGAGCAGCAGCAUACUUUUAGAUAGAGCAGAGUACGUGAAGAUAUGCAAAUACUCGGGGCACGGAAAGCUGAGCGGCUGAGGUGCUGAGUCAUUGGAGGCAGCGCACUGAGAGAAUGACAGAUGGGUUCUCAAUUUGAAAAUGAGAACUUGAGUGAAGAUUUGAGGAAGCAAAUCUCUGGUCUACAUCCAGAUUUCCAGAGAAACUUCGUAACCAAAGGCUAACCGUCCAGGGGGACAGCCACCCACAAGUUCUGUCCUUCCACUGAGUAACAAACCCAGAAGUUCUCGUUCUACUCAGGAUUGACCGAGAAGUCAUGAAACCCCUGACUGAGGGAAACUUCGAAGACUGCCUACUGAAAAAGGUGGACUUGAGGCGCGAGCUGAUUUCCCAAACUGUGGAGGAGGUACAGAAAGUUGUCCACCAUUUGACCACAGAAAUCAGUCACCAAGACGUUCGAUUUCAAGCUGUCCCUUACUCUGACACAUACAAUGGGAACAUUAAGGUUUUGGCCCCCUGCCAGUUCCUCGUCACAGUCCCGACGAAAGGCCUGGCUGGGUACAGGGACGCCAGGGAGCAGUGCUGGCGGUACUACAGCCUGCAGGGUGCCCGGCUGCCCUCCCCCGUGCGGGAACCGGAGGCCCUGCAGCAGUGGCUGGAGGUGGAGCAGUUUACGAAGAGACUGUGGCAGUGGCAUGAGGCGGAUGUGAACAUCGAGGGGGACAUUGUGCCUGCUAAGGUCCUCCAGGUGUUCCGGAAGCUGAUGGGAAACGCAAUCCGAGCCUGUCACCUCUCAGGUAAGGUCAGCAUGCUAGAGAGCUACAGCUCUGUGGUUUGGGUUGCCAUGGAGACAUCUGCAUGUCAGGUGGAACUCGAGCUGGUCCCCACCGUGGAGAUCCCCACCACCUGGCCCGAGAAAGCCCAGUGGCCUCGAUGUCUGAAGCGCUGGCCUUCCCCAAACAAAGUGGAGUGCAUCAAGUCAUUUGGGUUUCAGUUAUUGGCCCGUUCAAAUUAUCACUGGCAGCUAAGCUUCUGCCAAGCUGAACAGGUGCUGCUGGAGGAGCUGGACGAGGAUGGGGGCUGCCGCAGGAAGUGUUUCCAGGUCAUGAGGCAGAUGAAGGAGGAUGUCUGGUGUCCGGGGAAGAGGCCGGUUAUCACAUCCCACCAUCUGCAGAUGGUACUCUUCUGGACUUGUGAGAAAUAUCCCUACUCCAAAGACUGGCAGAUCUUCAACAAAUCCUUCCUGCGCCUGGUGCAGAAACUGCACAAGUGUGUGAGCCAGCAUUUUCUGAAACACUAUUUCGUCCGAAAGAGCAACCUCCUUCAGUAUGCCAACUCAGGUGAACUGGAUGCCGUGGCCCAAAAACUCGCUUUCUUCCUAAAGCGCCCCCAGAUCAGCCACUCUGAGGGACCCCCUGCCCAGGAGGCUCUCGGACACCUCCUUUUGGCUUGACUGCUUUCUCUGCGGAUUGUUCCUCUGCUGGAUGUCAGGACCCCAACCAGGAGAGAAGCAAAAUAUGGCAGAGGAAAUUAUAUUGAACCAGUAGCGCUUGGGGGAGCGGGGGUGGACGGACAUGUCCCAAAAUGUCUGACCCAAGCCUACUCAGAGCCAAUCGAGUAUUUCAGUCCUACCUACCUCUCUUGGGGAUGGCUCUUGUCAUGCUUCCCCAAGCCACGGAUUCUGAACUGAUGACAGUUCUGAGUUUAUUUUCCCUUGCUCAGGCUCUGAUUGUCUGACAGGGAGGAUGGAGACAAGAACCCCUGGAGGGCCAGGUGUCAGCCUGCUGCCCAGCACUGGUUCUCCAGCCCACUGACCAUGGACUGGUUAAUUUUCCAUUUGUAAAAUGGGACUGAUAACAUGCUUCCCUCAGAGCAGGGCUGUCUGUGGGGCUGGUGCCCUUUCAAGGCAAAGGCACUGAUCAACAUAGAGUGUUAUUUGUUGGUUCAGUAGCUGGUCUUUGCAUGCUGGAUCAGUAGCUACAUCACUGAUUAAAUGAUUGCGUCUCACGAGUUGGCAUGCAUGUGUUUUACUUGCUGUCCUCCCUGUUCUCCUAAAUGGUUGUUCUUGGUUCAUUCUGCUUUCCUGGUGUUCUCAAAAUAGGAAAACAGGGAUGGAGUGAUGUCAAUGGCUAGUGUAAUUUAAAGAUGGAAGUGCAGCUCUGCCUGCCAGCCUGGUCCCAGCCACAGUCCUCUCUGCCUCCCAGGCUGUGGUGCAGAGAUGCAACUUCCUUGUGUUUAUGGAAUGGAUCGAUGCUGGGAUCUGCAUGGGAUGGCUUUGGUGUCAGCUUGCUCAGUCCAUUUCUUUGCUCACUUCAUUCACUCACUUAUUGGUAAACAUAUACCCGUUAGGCACUGGGAAUACAGCAGCGAGCAAGAUGGACAAGGACCUCCCUGAUGGGGAUGACACCUCACAGUGGAGACAGACAGGAAAUGAGUAGCAGAUUGAUAAACACAAUUGUUGCAGACUGUAGAAGGAAAUAAACAGAAUGCUGAAAUG